This is a messenger RNA of Pristis pectinata (smalltooth sawfish), 4949 nucleotides long. RefSeq names its product F-box protein 30a (gene fbxo30a). Lineage: Eukaryota; Metazoa; Chordata; Chondrichthyes; Rhinopristiformes; Pristidae. Gene Ontology annotation, molecular function: ubiquitin protein ligase activity; protein binding; zinc ion binding. The coding region runs from base 75 to 2444 and encodes 789 amino acids. The record is from RefSeq and is a predicted model, not a curated record. The transcript has 3 exons.
CGGCAUCGCCACCUGCUCUGGCCCGGCCCCCCGGCCUGACUCCGCCCCCGGGACUCGGCCGCAGUUGACGGCGGAUGUGGAGCGGAGCAUCGCGGCCUGGGGCUGGACCAGCUAUCAUGGAUCAACAUCUGCACUGCUUAAACUGUGUGAGCCGGCGUUGUAUGGUCCGGCUGGAGGAAAAUGUGUCCUGUGACCUGAUUGGCUGCCCCUUGGUGUGUGGAGCCGUCUUCCACUCGUGCAAAGCGAGUGAGCAUCGCCUACUGUGCCCCCUUGAGCGAGUGCCGUGCCUUAACAGCGAGUUUGGCUGCCCGUUCGUCAUUGCACGAAACAAGAUCGGCGAGCACCUGGAGUUCUGUCCUGCCAGCGUGGUCUGCUGCACGAUGGAAUGGAACCGCUGGCCUGUCAGCUACGCCGACCGCAAGUCUUACGAAAGCUUAAGCAAAGACUGCGAUGGGGUAGAGCAGUUGGACAUGGCGUUAGCCCUUCAGGACCAGCGCAUGCUGCUAGAAUCGCUCAAAGUCGUAACUACUGCUUCAAACACAGCUGCUAAACAGUUCAGAAACACAGAGCCAAUCCCUGUUGCUUUGGGGGUGUCAGAUGAAGCCCCUUCCAGCAGCUUGCUGUCUGCGAAUGAAGAGGCCUACAGUGAACUGUACCGAGCAACAGUUGAAACCACAAGGACUUUGGCGGUGGCCCUUGACCUCUUGAACAACGCCACGAAAGAGCCGGAGCCGGUAAACGGAAGGUUGCCCAAGGAACGGACUGAAAGGGACGGAGGUGUUCAGGUUGCUGAGGAGGAACCAGCUAAAGAACCACACUACAUGGAAAACAAUAAUGAUCUUUGCAAAAGUGGUAUAGAAGACGGAGCAGAGGGUAGUGCAGAGCACGAUCCUAUGGUGGAGGGUCAGUCGUGGAGAGACUGGAACUUGUGUAUGGAGGAGAAUGGGUUUCACACAUUGUCAGGAAUGGUAACUGGAGCAGAUGAUGAAGUAGAUGGAUGCAUUCAGGUAAAGACGAGUUCCUUGUGUAAUGGUUUCCACGAAGCAGAUGUGGAUACUUCCACGUUAGAUCGGGAGGGAAUAGACUCGUAUGAUUGUGAUCAGCAAGCAGAAGAGGUGGUGAACGGUUCAUGUCACCUAAAUGACAUUGAUGACAGUGGCAGUUCCUCGGAGCCUGAUCAGUUCUUGCCUGUGUUCGCACAGCUGCUUACCGUGGAAAGCUUGUUAAACGCAGACCAUUUUCAGGAGGGGUCCUUGCUUUCUGAUGCUUGUGGAGUGGGAAAGAUGGCCAGCAGAUGUGGGGAGCGCCAAGCACUGAAGAAUGCCACCACCUUCAAACUGCUCGAAGGCCACAAUGGUCGUCGGGCGUACCUUGGGGACAUGAAUUGGUACAGAAGGAAAAUGGAAAGCAAAGCGGUCGAUACGUCAGAUCUGGAGGUAGACGAUGACCCUCUGGAACUGCAGGGAAUAGAUCUGAUCACAGCUGCUUUGUUGUUCUGCUUGGGAGACUCUCCCAGUGGGAGAGGGAUUUCGGAUAGCCGCAGUGUUGAUGGAAGCCACGUCGAUUUAGGCACACAGACUUUCUCGUUCCCAGCGGCCAUAUUAGCUACCAAUACCAUGGUUGGAGAGAUUGCCUCGGCAUCUGCGUGUGACCACGCAAACCCUCAGCUGUCCAACCCAAGCCCUUUCCAAACGCUUGGGCUGGAUCUAGUCCUGGAGUGCGUGACCAGACACCAAACCAAGCAACGUUCUAUGUUCACUUUCGUGUGUGGCCAGUUCUUCCGGAGAGACGAGUUCCCUUCACACUUCAAGAACGUGCAUGGAGACAUUCACGCCGGCCUCAAUGGCUGGUUGGAACACAGAUGCCCUUUGGCCUAUUACGGCUGCACCUAUUCUCAGAGGCGUUUCUGCCCUUCAACUCAGGGUUCCAGAGUCAUUCACGACCGACAUCUGAAAUCCUUUGGAAUCCAACCGUGUGUACCGUCUGUUUUGUUGGACACUCACGAGGGUCGGACUCCCUGCACGGGAGCAGCAGUUGAUCAGCUGAGCAGGCUGCCCUUUGAGAUUUUGCAGCACAUUGCUGGAUUUCUAGACGGGUUCAGUUUGUCUCAGCUCUCAGAAGUUUCACAUUUAAUGAGGGACGUGUGUGGGAGUCUGCUGCAGGUUCGGGGAAUGGUUCUCCUACUUUGGGAAAAGAGGCAGAACCUUCAUGGACAGACUUCUUGGAAAACAAAAGGCAAGGCCUGGCGAUUCAGCACUGCCUUCGGCACAGUGAGUGAGUGGAAGUUUGCAGAAAUUGCCAGCAUGGCUGACCACUUGAAAGACUGUCGCUACAACACAGUGGAAAGGACAGGGGAGGCUGUGCCCCUGCCCUGCAUGUGUGUGACACGGGAGCUUACUAAAGGAGGACGACCUUUACGUUCUGUCCUAAAAGCAGUCCUCUAAUCUCUUUGCUCACUGACGAUGUACUGCAAGCAAUUCUAAUCUUAAAUGUGAUCUGUCAACUUUGUAUACAAUAUAUUUUGCUUUGAUGUGAAAUUUAUUUUUGUAGUACAGUACCUGUGCUGUCGUGAUCAAGGCAAUGAAAAAGUCUUGAUGAAAGAAACAUCGAACUUUCGGACAUUUUGUGAGUGAAACCUCUCCUUACUGGAGUCUUCCAUUUGUACAUACGGUUUCCUGCAUGGAUCUUGCCUUUAAAACCUCUUGCUAUUUUAUCCCUCCUCUCAGCAAUUGUAUAUCUUAGUGAAUGUCGGACAUAUGAAGGAGGUAUUUAUCGUCGUGAUUAAAUCCUGACCAAAAUAUGGCAAUGUCAUAUAGUCAUUUGGCAAGUCAGAUGUACAUUCAGCCCAUGUGGAAAUAACAUUGUCGUGAGUCACAACUUGAACACAUUGACUUUAGAAAGAUUGUCCUAUAAGUACAGUGAGCUAGCUGUUGCAAAGCAAUAUUAUACCUCACAUUGAUCAAAAGCUAAGGCAAAGUGCAGUGGAUUGAUAUUACCUAUACAGUUUUGCCACUUUUUGCACUUUAGUUUUAGUCUCAUUUUAACUAGCUCACCAAAUGGUUAAUGGAUUGAUAUCUGUAUUUUCUCGCUCAUUGUUUCUAGCUCUCCUUACCGUUAACUUUCUGCUUUUGCAAGUGUUACCUGUGAUGUUUGAUGGUUAGAGGGGAAAUGGCAGAUUUCUUCAAAACUAUAUCUGAGGGCUAUUUCCAGUCUUCCAACAUGAAAGGGCUGUGCUUUGUGAAUCUACUUAAAUGACUAAUUACAACAUCAAAGAAGCAAAAAAAGCACAUGUCAAUUUGAAGGCAUCAUUACUCAGCUACUAAAGUCAUGUAGUUACACUUCUGAAUGCAUUUCCCUUAGAAUGUCUUUGUUGAAGAAGUAAGGUGCCCAAUUUUGUUUACACAUAUUGCAAAAAAAUAAAUUUGAAUAUCCUCCAUCAGCCUUGGCACAUGAGACUCCUAUCGCAUAAUGUAUUGAAAUGGCCUCAUGAUUGAUCUAAUGCCUUUUCACAUAGUGGUCCUUUGUUUAGUGUGAGGGAAUAAUACAAGGACUGCAGUGGGUGUUGUGGAAAGUCUGUGAAUCCAAUUAAUGGCUUUUGUACACAAGAGUAUUCAUGGCUCCCAUUUGUGAAAUACAUAGGGCACCACUGCUGUAAAGUUAUGUUCCCUUAAAAACUGCUGCCUUAAACUCUACAAAACACUUUAAGGGAAGUGCUGUAUCUAGCUCGGUGCUAACAUUUAUUUACAAGCUCUUUGUGCUCCAAAAUGCAAGUUUGCACAUCUUAGGGCAACAUUUGAGAAGGCAUUAUGCUACUCUUUAUGAACCUCGUUUAAUUUUUAUCUUUUUUAAUUAUGUUUAAUUUUAAUUAUUUGUAGGGUGAGAAGAUACUAUUAAUAUCAGCAUCUGUUGCCUGAGCACCUUCAUUGUUUUAUUUUGAGAGGUUUAUUGAAGUAUUCAUUAAAAAUCUACCCAUUCUUGGUUGGUAGUAUGAGAACCAUAAAUAAAAUCAUGUUGUUGCAGCAAGUAUGUGUAUUUAACAGAAAAGUCAUCCAAAUGAAAAUGUUCAGAGUAGUGGCACACAGGUUUAAGUCUGGUUAUCUGACUGACAGGAUGGGUCAAGGCAGAGAAAUCUCUUGGAAACUCAUGGAGCCUGGCGUAAAGAUCCCUGGGGGUUAGUGUGGGUCCCUGACCUUUGGGUGCCCUUGGUUGUGGAUGUCUGAUCUUCAACAUGAAGAAUACAAAGAAUUGCUUGAAGAAAAAGACAGUGGAAAGGAAUGCUUGAAUUUGAAAUUCUUGUGCAUGAGCAUGUUUAAUUUGUGUAAUGGUAAAAACAAAUUAAUGAAUCGUUUUUCAUUAAUACCUCAGUUUCUCCAUUCAGUGUGUAUAGAUUUUGUUGCUGCAAUUUAAGGAAUGCACUACACAUUUUGAUGCUCUUUCAAUCUCCGAUAACCCUUGCUUGCAGUUGUGUACACAACCAAUAAUUCUAUCAUUUUGGCUGCAUUGCUUUUUAUUCAUUCCCCUUCUCCCUCUUCCCCCUGCACCCCCCCCCCACCAAGCUGAAACAUUGGUUCAGUAACACUGCAAUCACAUCCAUUACCAUUACCAUUUAGUUAAACAUUACACUGGUCUACCCAUAUUUACCAUGUUAGUUUGUACACUUUUAAUUCCAUGUGUCUAAAACAUCACUGAACCCUUGUGUUCUUUUCUGCUUUGAUAAUAGAUGGCAUUGAAGGGUCACACUAAAUUCUCUGACACAAUUAUGAAUGAAGUUUUUAAAUUAGCAAUCAAAUUAAACUUCACUUUACUACAUUCUGAGGUUUGGAAUGGCAGGAGUUUCUGUUGCGGAGAAUUCUUUCAAUCUCCUGCUUUUUCAAUGCUACACAUUGUUGAGCUUUUGUACUAAAUGUUUGAUUUCACUUUAAACUGCAAGAAUUUUAAUAAAAGUGUCA